Cylindrotheca closterium is the source of this 1089-nucleotide messenger RNA. Lineage: Eukaryota; Bacillariophyta; Bacillariophyceae; Bacillariales; Bacillariaceae. The record is from the annotation of a GenBank genome assembly.
AUGGUUCAACUCGUCAUAGCACGCAGCAUCGCCUUCCAUGCUUUGGAGCCUACCAUUUCCCCCCGUUCGUGGAUGCGAAGGCAUGGCAGAAUUCUGAGAAGCCUUUCCACGAGUAAUGACGAUGACUCUACUCAGACAGAUGGAGAUAGACUUGCAGAUUUCCGCAAUAAAAACAACAUCCGUGAUCAAGUGUUUUCGGCAAUGUCAGCAGAUGGCUCAAUCAAAGUAACUGCGUGCACAGCGAGGAACUUGGUUAACGAUCUUAUGAUUAUGCACACCAUGACAGCUACUCCUUCUGAUGCCCUGGGAAGAGCCAUCACAUGCGCCCUGCUCAUGAGCAAUGGUAUGCAAGAAGAACAAGUGAUUCAGUUGACUGUGAACACGGAUGGUCCUAUUCGCGGCGUAGUUGCGACUUCAACAGGUAAAGCUGAGGUUCGAGGAUAUGUCGGAACCCCUGGAUUGGGAGACAUCGAGUUGAAAGAAGCUGUGGGUCUAGGAACCCUCCAAGUUGUGAAAAACCACCCAGACUGGCCAAGACCCUACACAGGUAUUAGUGCAGUGAGACACGGUGAUAUUGAUAGGGAUGUCGGCGCGUACUUGGCCGAAAGUGAGCAGAGAUCCUGUGCUCUUGCCGCCGCAACUUCUAUCAACGGCAUCCUAUGCACUGCUGCUGGAGGCUACCUGAUUGAACAGCUUCCAAAUGCAGACAGGGAUACUCUGUCGCAAGUAGAAAAGAAUCUGGCAACUUUGGUCCAAAAAGAUGGUGGCGACAAACUACCAACCAAUCUUCUCCUUAAUGGCUUCACACCGGUUGAUAUUGCGGAGACUAUUCUUGACGGCUUGGAAAUGCAACCACUUCAACAGAUGGAACCGAAAUUCCAUUGCCCAUGUUCGUCGGAUCGCUUACUUCGGGCUCUGAGACUAUUGUCGCCGGAAGAAGUUGAGGAUAUUCUUGAAACAGAAGGCAAAAUUGAAGCAAGAUGCGAAUUUUGUGGAAAGGUGUAUAGAAUGUCACCUGAGGAGGUUCGAGUAGAGAUGGCAUCGGCGACAGGAGAUCCAUCCAAGGACACCGACUUUGAAGAUAACUGA